Molecule: messenger RNA, 1401 nt
Organism: Etheostoma cragini (Arkansas darter)
Lineage: Eukaryota; Metazoa; Chordata; Actinopteri; Perciformes; Percidae
Product: zona pellucida sperm-binding protein 4-like
Exons: 7
Coding region: 39-1346 (435 amino acids)
Biological process (GO): binding of sperm to zona pellucida; prevention of polyspermy
Cellular component (GO): egg coat
Molecular function (GO): acrosin binding; structural constituent of egg coat
Source: RefSeq, a predicted model, not a curated record
GUGUCAGCACAAAUAACAGGUACACUUGGGGACUGUGCAUGUCAAACUGCUGUUUAGCCAUGGCAAAACGCUGGAAUGUCACCUCUUUAGUGGCACUAGCACUGCUAGGGUGCUUAGUUUGGACAAAGGUAGAUGCUCAGCCUUGGAAAAAGGUUAUUACAGCUCAGCCAAUCCAGGUACCACAGCAACCGCAACAACCGCAGCAACCGCCACAACUGCCACAACUGCCACAACUGCCGCAACUACCUUCUUUCCCGAGUUGUGACGUGGCAGCAGAACGGAAAAUCCCCUGUGGUGUUUCUGGUAUCUCUGUAGAUAAAUGUAAAGCGAUUAACUGCUGCUUUGAUGGCCAAGGAUGCUACUUCGGAAAAGCAGUGACUGUCCAGGUCACCCAGGAUGCUCAGUUCAUUAUUGUCGUGGCCAGAGAUGCCACUCGGCCAAGGAUUGACCUCGAGUCAAUCUCAAUGUUGGAACAAGGUCCAGGCUGUGCAUCUGUUGACUCCAACUCAGAUUUUGCCAUUUACCAAUUUCCUGUUACUGCAUGUGGCUCUGUUGUUAUGGAGGAGACUGGUGUUAUAAUAUAUCAGAACAGGAUGACUUCCUCAUUUGAAAUGGGUAUUGGGCCUAAUGGAGCCGUUACCAGGGACAGCUCCUUUGUACUGCUCUUCCAGGGAAGGUUCACUGGCACUUCUGUUCAAACUGUAGUUGUAGAAGUAUUACCGCUACAAGAUCCUCCUCUACCGGUUGCUGCCCUGGGACCCCUCAGUGUACAGCUGAGGUUGGCUAAUGGACAAUGCCAAUCAAAGGGUUGUAAUGAAAUUGACGCAGCCUAUACCUCAUUCUACACGGCGGCAGACUAUCCUGUGACCAAAAUUCUGAGGGACCCUGUGUACGUGGAGGUUCAACUCCUUGACAGGACAGAUGCCUCUCUUGUCCUGACUCUGGGUCGCUGUUGGGCAACAAGUGACCCCAAACCUUACAGUCUGCCUCAGUGGGAAAUAAUAACAAACGGGUGUCCAAACAACGAAGACCGCUAUUUGUCCUCACUGAUUCCAGUCAGUUCCUCCUCUGGUCUGGAAUUUCCUGGUCACUACAGGCGUUUCCUUUUCAAAAUGUUUACUUUUGUGGACAAGCCAUCACAGGCCCAGAAGUCACUGCAGCCACAGAAGUCACCGCCCCUGAAGUCACAGGUGUACAUUCACUGCAGUACAGCAGUGUGUCAAGCUAUGCCCGGCAGAAGCUGUGAACCGGCAUGCUUCAGAAGGAAGAGAGAUGUGCAACAUGUGGACCAGAGGGAGGCUGAUCCUAAGCUGGUGCUUUCUGUUGGACCAGUGAUCAUGAGCUGAGCAGUAAACAGCACAGUGUCAAGCUCAAGAAUUUGGCUGAAAGCAUUUAGUAAAA